Messenger RNA from Eruca vesicaria subsp. sativa (arugula), 2843 nucleotides. NCBI's taxonomy places the organism in Eukaryota, Viridiplantae, Streptophyta, Magnoliopsida, Brassicales, Brassicaceae. The record is from the annotation of a GenBank genome assembly.
CAAAGAUUAGGGUUUGGGCUAGCGACACUCCUCUCUCUGUUUUCGAGCUUCAGGGGACCAAAAUAAAAUCUCUGCAACCUCUCUUGUCCUCUUGAGAGAUUGUUCAUGUUCAAGUGGGCUUAAGCUUUACGGUCUUCUGAUUCGGAUUACGAUUGAAAGGAAGAACCUUUUUUUUAAGUUUAAGAUGGAUGAGGGAGAUGGGAGAGAUCAUUUCCACCGCAACGAGGCGAUCUCCGCCGUCGCCGACGAGGGUUUUAUGGCCGAGGAAGAAGACGAAGACUUUGACGAUCUUUAUAACGACGUUAAUGUCGGAGAAGGGUUUCUUCAGUCCGUGAGAAAGAAGGAGGAAGCUGAGAGAUCCAGAAACGAAGAGAAGAAGGUGAAAAUAGAGGAAGAAGCUGAGGUCUCUAUACCUGGUUUGGUUGCUGAGAGUGUUGCUAUCAAAGCAGAGGCGGAAUCAGAAACAGGAGGAGGGGAAAGUGGUAGUGGUGUGGUAGUUGCUUCUAGUGGUGGAUAUGGAGGUGAAGAGGUUAAGGUUAAUGAGGUUAGGGUUGAGCUAGGGCAAGCUCCUAAUAGGGUAAAUGAAGUUGAGGCUUCUAGAGGAAGUAAUUUUUCUCAGGGUCUUUUGCCACCACCACCAGGUCCACCACCUCCUAGCUUGGGAAAUAACGAGAAUUUUGUUAGACCUGUUAAUGGUUUGACUCAUCCUGGUCCUGGUAGUGGCAUGGUUGGGAACGGAGCUGUUAUCCAUAUGCCUGGUGUUCUUCCUAGUGGUGGUGGAGGAGGAGGAGGGGGUGGGACUUUUCUUUUUGUUGGGGAUUUGCAUUGGUGGACAACUGAUGCUGAGAUAGAGGCAGAGCUGUGUAAGUAUGGUGCAGUGAAGGAGGUUAGGUUCUUUGAUGAGAAAGCUAGUGGUAAGUCGAAAGGGUAUUGUCAAGUGGAGUUUUAUGAUUCUAUGGCAGCUACGGCUUGCAAAGAGGGGAUGAAUGGUUAUGAGUUUAAUGGUAGGUCUUGUGUUGUUGCGUUUGGUAAUCCUCAUUCCAUUAAGAGAAUGGGGGAGGCACAGGUGAAUAGGAACCAACAGGCGCAAGCUGUACUUGCACAAGCUAAGAGAGGAGGCCCUGUUGCUGAUCCUCCUCCGAGUAAACCCGUUGUGACUCCCACUAACAAUAACUUCAACGGCCACGCCGUUGGUGGGAAUUUCCAAGGUGAGGAGAAUAGAGGAUUUGGGAGAGGUAAUUGGGGUAGAGGAAAUGGUCAAGGGAUGGGUGCUAGAGGACCAGGUGGUCAAAUGAGGAAUAGGCCUGGUGGGAUGGGUGCAAGAGGUUUCAUGGGUAAUGGUAGUGGUGGGUUUGGCCCAGGGCAUCCUAUGAAUAUGAUGCAUCCUCAAUCAAUGAUGGGACAAGGGUUUGAACAAGCUUUUGGUGGACCCAUGGCGAGAAUGGGCGGUUAUGGAGGAUUCCCUGGGGCUCCAGGUCCACCGUUUCCUGGGCUUCUGCCCUCGUUCCCUCCAGGAGGAGUUGGUUUACAUGGAGUUGCACCUCACGUGAAUCCAGCGUUUUUUGGAAGAGGGAUGCCGAUGAAUGGAAUGGGAAUGAUGCCUAAUGCUGGUGGUGAUGGAGGGCACAAUAUGGGAAUGUGGGAUCCCAAUAGUGGAGGAUGGGGUGGUGGUGAAGAUGUGGGUAGUGGAAGAGGUGGGGAAUCGAGUUAUGGGGAGGAAGCUGCAUCGGAUCAUCAGUAUGGAGAGGUUAAUCACGAUAGAGGAGCUCGUCAGAAUCAUGUGAAGGAGAAAGAGAGAGCUUCAGAAAGGGAAUGGUCUAAUUCAUCUGAUAGAAGGAAUCGUGAGGAUAAAGAUGCUGGUUAUGAGAGGGACAUGCCUAGGGAGAAAGAUGCUGGUCAUGGCUAUAAUUUGCCAGAGAAAAGGCAUCGUGAUGAUAGAGAAACUGGUCGUGAGCGUGAGAGGGAACAUCAUCAUAAGGAGCGUGAACGCUCCAGGGAUCGAGACAGAGAGAGAAACAGGGAGAGUGAUCGUCAUAGAGGAGAACGAGAAAGAUAUGGUGGUGGUGAUCAUCGUAAUAAACACAGGGACGAACCUGAGCAUGAUGAUGAGUGGAACAGAGGUCGAUCAUCCAGAGGACACAGCAAAUCACGGUUGUCUCGGGAGGAUAACCAUCGCUCAAGAUCAAGAGAUGCUGAUUAUGGGAAAAGAAGGCGGCUUACAACUGAAUAAUAAUCAUCGUUAUGGGUAGACUGACUUUGAGAGCUCUUCCAAAAUUCUGAAGCCUUGUGGAAGAAACAAAAGCGGAAGAAAGAAGACAUCAGAGAACGUCCGACUCUUGUCGUAGAAGAAAGUCUCUCACUGGUGGAUCUCGUCUUCAACUCAGCUUACUUACGUAGAUGUGGAAAGGAACUUGGCAAACGUUUGCGUUGUUUAAAGUUUUAAGACUCCUUUUACCAUUUUUAUGUGAAACUUCUAAGACCAUUGUGUUGUGGUGAUGUUACUUAUGGCCUUUCGGGUGUCCAUCCAUUUGUGUUUAGGUUUCUUAUCUUAACUGUUUCUGAAUUUGUUGUUCUGUAGUUGUAUUAGUUCUCAUUUCUCCAUGUUCUACCCAUUGGAUUGUAUUGUAUGUUUCAUUGUAUUUGUAAGUCCUCAUCUGUAUUAGGAUCUACGUCAGAGGUCAUGGAUACAUGACAAAUGUAAUAGCGUGGCAUCCUUUGGGGAAUGUGUUUUUGUGAUCUCCAAAUGUGAUGUAGUAGAUCAUCUUACUUUUGUAUUGUUGUAGAGGGAAACCAAUAGCUCUUUGUUCAAAUGUGUACAUAAUAGAAAGUGAGGCUUAUUCACG